AUGUCAACAGUUAGUGACAAAGAAGAAGGCUUGGAGAACUCUGUCGCCCAAGCAAAAGCAAAUAGUAAAAGAAGGUCACCCCGACGCCAAAGGCGAUCUGACUGCAUACAGGUACAGAAGGAGUCCUCCCCAUUGGAUCAACUAAAGCAACUGUUGUUGAAGGAUGACAGACAACGGAUUGUUGUGGUGAGUGGUGCUGGGAUUAGCCAGUCGGCAGGGCUGUCAACGUUUAGUGACGACAAGAAGGGUCUCUAUGCUCAAGCCGGCAAGCGAUUUGGAUUGUCGGAUGGAUCUCAUGUCUUUCGGUAUCGAUUUCUUAAAGAUCGACCCUCAGAUUGCUUUCAAUUCUUUUACAAACUCUACCAACAAGCUAUCCAAGCAAAACCAACUCUUUCACACAAGGCCCUGCAAAACUUGAUGAACCAAGGACGGAUACAGCAUCAUUUCACACUCAACAUUGAUGGACUGCAUGCUCAUGCUCAUGCUCAUGACUCUCAAUCUGCAUCUGCAUCUGCAUCUGCCUCUGCCAUUGAGCUGCAUGGGACAUUGCACCAACUCGUAUGUCCAAAGUGUACCAAAGUAUUUUCCACUGCAGAGAUACUACCAGUAGUGCCGUCCCAACCAAAAAAGAGAAAACGGUACAGUAUUCCUCCAACAUGUCCCCAUUGCAAUGACACCACUACUCGACUACGGUUUCGUAUCCUGAUGUACAAUGAUGAACAACCAAACUUGAUUUGGGAUCACGACCCCCUUGACAAUAAUAAUAAUUUACAGCAUGUAUCUGCUGUGCUUUGGAUUGGCAUUUCCUUUCAACAACAAGCAUCCUGUGCACACUUUCAAAAAGUCUGGGAAGCAACAAAACGUAAUCAUCAAAUGGCACAACCAAUCCAUUAUAUCAUCAAUCCCAAUGCCAAUGAGGCGCUCCAAGAUCUACAAAGUGUGGUAGGACAUCUUGGGCCUACUAAUGUGGUAACGGUGGAAGCUACCAGUGAUGAUUUGUUGGAGUCUUUUGCUUUUUCCAGUGACUGA
Seminavis robusta is the source of this 1029-nucleotide messenger RNA. NCBI's taxonomy places the organism in Eukaryota, Bacillariophyta, Bacillariophyceae, Naviculales, Naviculaceae. The record is from the annotation of a GenBank genome assembly.